Molecule: messenger RNA, 782 nt
Organism: Bubalus bubalis (water buffalo)
Lineage: Eukaryota; Metazoa; Chordata; Mammalia; Artiodactyla; Bovidae
Product: small proline-rich protein 2E-like
Exons: 2
Coding region: 178-396 (72 amino acids)
Cellular component (GO): cornified envelope
Source: RefSeq, a predicted model, not a curated record
GGAUGGAUUUGCAUUUUGGUUGGGAAAUGACUGAACCAGGCCCAUUUUGGCAGCUCAACUUCCCCCUGGGUGGGGCAGCAAGCCCCAAUAAAAAGGCCCUCUGCUGCAUCACUGCCAUCCUCCUGCUACUCAAGUCCUGAUAGACUUUGGAGAACCUGAUUCUAAGAUUCCAGAAAGAUGUCUCAGCAGCAGCAGCAGUGCAAGCAGCCCUGCCAGCCACCUCCAGUAGUGUGCCCACCGAAAUGCCCUGAGCCUUGCCCACCUCCAAAGUGCCCUGAGCCAUGCCCACCUCCAAAGUGCCCUGAGCCAUGCCCACCUCCUCAGUGCCAGCAGAAAUGCCCUCCUGUGCCACCUCCCCAACAAUGCCAAGAGAAGUGCCCACCCAAGUGCAAGUAACAACAUCAGCUUUUAUCUGGAUCAGGAAAGGAUAAGGACAGUUGACUCACCUAGCUCCACAGCUCUACCUUUGCCUUCUCUUCAAAUCCCAUCAUGGAUACAGAAGGAGCUUCUCCAUCCUUCAGCCAGCAAUAUGCCUGUGGCGAUUUCAGACAGCUAGAGGUUUCCUUUCUGAGGUUGCUAUACUGCUUUGCUCUUGGAAGUGCCCAAGAAAGCAUCACAAAGCUUCAGAAGGAAGAACAGCAGCUCUUCUCCUGGGUCCCAUCAGAGGAUUCUCUCACUGUCUUCUGUGUCUGUCAUCUGGGCAGGGGUUUCUACAGGCUGGGAAAUUGUUACUUAUCCUCUACGUCCUGAAUAAAGUAGAAUUCCUUUGUGUGAUGUUAAAA